Molecule: messenger RNA, 3879 nt
Organism: Castor canadensis (American beaver)
Lineage: Eukaryota; Metazoa; Chordata; Mammalia; Rodentia; Castoridae
Gene: Osbpl5
Product: oxysterol binding protein like 5
Cellular component (GO): membrane; cytosol; cortical endoplasmic reticulum
Molecular function (GO): cholesterol binding
Source: RefSeq, a predicted model, not a curated record
GCCACCAGCUGAGCCACCUCGCCUGGCCCGGCACGGGCCGGCCGGAGCGCGGAGCAGUGCGUGCAGCACGAAGGCCCCCAGUGCCCCCGCCAUGAAGGAGGAGGCCUUCCUCCGGCGCCGCUUCUCACUGUGUCCACCAGCCUCCACCCCGCAGAAGACUGACCCCCGAAAACUCACACGGAACAUGCUCUUGGGCUAUGAGAAUGAGGUUAGCCCAAUCAACCCAGGGAAGGACAUGGAGGCCAAUGGCAUGUCACCAGCAAAGGAUGAAGAGCCCCCAACCCCAGGCUCUGCCACAAAGGUGCCACCGGCAGAGUACAGGCUGUGCAAUGGGUCAGACAAGGAGUGUGUGUCCCCAACAGCCAGGGUCUCCAAGAAAGAAACUCUCAAGGCACAGAAAGAGAGCUACAGGCAGGAGAAGAAGCGAGCCACGAAGCAGCUGUUCAACGCCCUGACUGACCCCAGCGUGGUCAUAAUGGCCGACAGCCUAAAGAUCCGAGGGACCCUGAAGAGCUGGACCAAGCUGUGGUGUGUCCUGAAGCCAGGCGUGCUGCUCAUCUACAAGACACCCAAGGUGGGCCAGUGGGUGGGUACUGUGCUGCUGCACUGCUGCGAACUCAUCGAGAGGCUCAAGAAGGACGGCUUCUGCUUCAAGCUCUUCCACCCACUGGACCAGUCCGUCUGGGCCGUGAAGGGCCCCAAAGGCGAGAGUGUGGGCUCCAUCACACAGCCCCUCCCCAGCAGCUACCUGAUAUUCAGGGCCGCAUCGGAGUCGGAUGGUCGCUGCUGGCUGGACGCCCUGGAGCUGGCCCUGCGCUGCUCCAGCCUGCUGCGACUGAGCACCUGCAGGCAGGGCCGUGAAGGGGAGCCGGGGUCCUCACCAGACGCAUCACCCUCCUCCCUCUACGGACUGCCCACCUCAGCUGCCAUCCACCCAGAUCAGGACCUGUUCCCGCUGAACGGGUCUUCCUUGGAGAGCCACCUGGAGAAUGAUGCCUUGUCAGACAAGUCGGAACGAGAGAAUGCAGAAGGCUCGGAUGCAGAGAUACAGGACCACAGCCGGAAGACCACUGAGAGUGGGAGUGACCAGUCGGAGAGCCCCAGGGGACCGCGGAGGGGGACCACCUAUGUGGAGCAGACCCAGGAGGAGCUGGGGGAGCUGGGCGAGAUGUCCCAGGUGGAGACGGUGUCAGAGGAAAACAAGAACCUGAUGUGGGUGUUGCUACGACAGCUGCGGCCGGGCAUGGACCUGUCCCGCGUGGUGCUGCCCACGUUUGUGCUGGAGCCCCGUUCCUUUCUCAACAAGCUCUCGGACUACUACUACCAUGCAGACUUGCUGUCAAGGGCAGCCCUAGAGGAGGACCCCUACCGCCGCAUCAAGCUCGUGCUGCGGUGGUACCUGUCCGGCUUCUACAAGAAACCCAAGGGGAUCAAGAAGCCCUACAAUCCCAUCCUGGGAGAGACCUUCCGCUGCUGCUGGCUCCACCCACAGACCAAUAGCCGCACCUUCUACAUCGCAGAGCAGGUGUCCCACCACCCGCCAGUGUCUGCCUUCCACGUCAGCAACCGGAAAGAUGGCUUCUGUAUCAGUGGCAGCAUCACAGCCAAGUCCAGGUUCUAUGGGAACUCACUGUCGGCUCUGCUGGAUGGCAAGGCCAAGCUCACAUUCCUGCACCCCAUGGAGGAUUACACCCUCACCAUGCCCUAUGCCCACUGCAGAGGGAUCCUGUAUGGCACCAUGACGCUGGAGCUGGGGGGAAAAGUGACCAUCACAUGUGAGAAGACUGACCUCCGAGCUGAGUUGGACUUCAAGCUUAAGCCUUUCUUUGGGGGCAGCACCAGCAUCAACCAGAUCUCAGGGAAGAUUACAUCUGGAGAGGAGGUCCUGGCACGUCUCACUGGACACUGGGACCGAGAUGUCUUUAUUAAGGAGGAAGGCAGUGGGAGCAGUGAACUCUUCUGGAACCCGAGUGAGGAGAUCCGCGGGCAGCGGUUGAAGCGACACACAGUGCUGUUUGAGGAGCAAACUGAGCUGGAGUCUGAGAGGCUUUGGCAGCAUGUCACCAGAGCCAUCCGGGAAGGUGACCAGCACAAGGCCACACAGGAGAAGUCUGUGCUGGAGGAGGCUCAGCGGCAACGCACCCGCGAGCGCCAGCAGAGCCUCUCACCCUGGAAGCCACAGCUGUUCCACCUGGACCCACUCACCCAGGAGUGGCGCUAUCGAUACGAGAACCACAGUCCCUGGGACCCCCUGAAGGACAUUGCCCAGUAUGAGCAAGAUGGAGUCCUGCACACCCUGCAGCGGGAGACCAUGACCCUUCAGAACCCCUUCCUUGGCAGCCCAGGGUCCGGACACAAGAGGCCUGGCCCAGACCGGCGACUCCGCAAGGCCAGUGACCAGCCCUCCGGCCACAGCCAGAUCACUGAGAGCAGCGGCUCAACCCCCGAAUCCUGUCCAGAGCUCUCAGAUGAGGAUGGCGACUUUGUCCCUGGCAGCAAAAGCCCAUGUCCUCGGUGCAGGAGAGAGGCUCAGCGGCUGCGAGCACUUCAGGAGGCUGUUCUGUCCAUCAAGGAGGCCCAGCAGGAGCUGCACAGGCACCUCUCGGCCAUGCUGAGCUGCACAGUGCAGGCCAGGCAGGCGCUGGCCCCAAGCCUCCUGCAGAGCCCCCGCUCCUGGUUCCUGCUCUGCUUGUUCCUGGCCUGUCAGCUGUUCAUGAACUAUAUCCUCAAAUAAGAGCCUUUUAGAGCAGCAGGGCUGGGUCUUCAGAUCUCCCUCCCAGGCACCAAGCACUUUAUACCAGUCCUGUGGAGCAGAGAGGCCCGCAAGAAGGGCCACUGUGACACAGAGGACCUUACGCAGAAGGACAGCAGGUGUGGCCUGGGGCCAUAAGAGCACUGUGCCCUGGGGUGCAGUGGGACUUUGGGAGGGGUGGGGGGUGGUCACUGGCCUUGCCUGCAGGGUCCUCUGCCUAGCACUGGCCUUAAUGCUAAAGCCAAACGCAGCUUCUGUCCUGCAAUGCACCCCUGGCUAUCCUGCCUCCUCAUGCCCAGUCCAGCCCCACCUUGCACAUGGCAUCGAUAGAUUUGGGGAGCAGGAAGUCCUGCCCAGGCUUUGGAUUUCAGCAAGAGAGGAGGUUCCCAGGAGCAUGUCGAAGGGAAGACCCAGGAGUUCCUGGAGCUCCUUGUCCCUGAGCACAGCCUUCCUGAGAACCUGACCACAUUGCUGAGGUCACCCUGGGGGAGGGGGUCAGGUAGGCUCCUGCCAGGCUGGGCUGCUUGGGGUAGAACAGUUGAAGUUGUUAAUUCUGCUACUGUGCUGUUUGGCCCUGAGCCUGGGACAGGUAGGUACCAGACCCCGUCUACCCCUACAGCCAGGAGGAGCCAGCUUGUGCCCAGGGUUUGCCCAGUGACUACAAGUGUGAGCGUGUGAGCAGGAGCGGUGCACAGGGGGACCAGGUCAGGGAGGCACUAGCUUGCCACGUGCGCAGACAGAUGCAGUCUUCCUGUUCUUCUGACACUUUUAAUACACAUAAUUGCAAUACUCAAGGCAGCUGCUGUCAGCCUCUGCCGUCUGUUCGGCAGCACUUCCUAUGUCCGUGCACUCUGUGUGCGUGCAAGCGUGCGUGUGUCAGCAUCUCCAUGGAUUCACAUGUGGAGCCUUAAACUACUCUGUGGGUGCCAUCCCAGCUGUAACUGACCCCUCAUCUUCCAAGUUUUUUUACCUACGAUUUUGUCUCUCCCCCUUCCCAAUGUGGGGAUGUGUCUAUGUUCCAUGCCUUGAAAUAAACUGACUACACGUGUUGCGUGUUCUCUUCUUGCAAGACGUCUGGAAAUGGGGAGGGAGCUUCCCAGGGGGAGGUGAAAACUGGCAUGGGGCUA